Messenger RNA from Suillus subalutaceus, 2601 nucleotides. RefSeq lists its product as uncharacterized. The record is from RefSeq and is a predicted model, not a curated record. The coding region runs from base 112 to 2157 and encodes 681 amino acids. The transcript has 5 exons. NCBI's taxonomy places the organism in Eukaryota, Fungi, Basidiomycota, Agaricomycetes, Boletales, Suillaceae.
GUCAGGUCAGCCUUGCUGAUUCAUUUGCAUUAGAUUGCAGUUCACAACGUUGCUGACGACGUCGACGGUCGACUUUAUUUCUUUUCUUUAUUUCUUUUCAUUGUUCACUUAAUGGCUUUGACUGCAACGGCACAUUCAGCUCUCUCAACACGGUGGGACGAUACAAUCGUGCCAACUCUUCGCAAGAGACUAGAAAGCGAAAGUCGCAUCCUUGCUAAACGCCUGUCAGUGGCAUCUUUUUCUUCUACGGACGACACACCAAGGUCGAACGCUCCUUCAAUUUCUGGCCAUACUCUGCGAGAUCUGGCCCCAAGUUCAUUUUAUUCUCCAGAACACAAGAAAUUUAGUGCUAUACCCAGACCAAACUUGCAACAGUCAGGAAGUCCUUCAGAAGCAUCCCGUGCCAACGGCGCUUCCUCACACAAUCCACCAUAUACGCGCGCUCGCACAGUUUCUCAACCAUACUUGUACGAUUCUUCUUCCCAACUUAACGGCUACGCGAACGGACACGCUAUACCCACUCCAGAUCCUUCUCGUCCUACUUCCCCUCGCACUUCUGACGUGAAGCCCACCCGAAUACCGAUGGUCGCGCGGGGGAGAACCACAAGUACUUCCAGUCACGCUCAGAGUGUCGCGACUCGUACAGAAAGUCGCAAUGACGUCCUUUUCCACCAGACGCCUACUCCUGAUGCAUCUCCUGAUCUCUGGAUUGUCGACGAGACUGACCCCACUUUGUCAAAUGUCACCAUUCGACAUCAGAGAUCAAAUAUCAUGAACGAACCUGCUCCAUUUGGGGCGAGUUCUAUCAGUUCCUCCACUCUCUCCAAACAAUCUCACCACGACACUGGCUUUGCGCCUCCGCGGCCUUCCAAUGAAUCAGAAGAACGUCCAUUUGAACAUUGGUACAGAGGAGAUGUGCAUAGAAACGGUGGCGUCGGGGAACUGCGUGUAGGUAAACGCAUGGAGAUGUUGCGUAUCGCCAACUUCGGACACGACAUGAAGUCAAGCACGCACCGUUUUGCACCUCGGGACUUCUCCGCCGCUUUGGAGUACAGCCGUAGACGGAAGAGAGCUGAUAGUGCUUCUGGCCUACGGGAAAGAGAGAGUUUGUAUUUGGAUGAACAGAGAGCAAAGGAGGCGGAUAUGGUACUGGACGAGAGCCCACCAACGGAUAUUGACGGUGAUCCUGACACUGACCCGGAAGAUGACUAUAACGCAUAUGGCAGUGCAGAGGACGUUACUAUUCAUCCUCCAUUCAGUGCGUCUACGCCUGGUCUAGUCAGAUUCUCUACAGAGAAUACCCGCAGCGAAGCACACCCCACUAUCAAUACCGAGAUGCCACCCACUUCGGAUACCCGUUGCACAGCCAACACAUCCACUGAAACAACACGCAGUUCCGAAACUCUGAUUCCAUCUCCUGAUUCCAUCACAAGUUCCCCCCGGCGGUCAUUUUCACGAUCACAGAAUCAAUCGCCUGAUCGUCCGCCGAGUAACAAACGUCGCGCGAAGAGCCCGGUAUCGCCUUCAACACCGAAGAAGUCCAAAUCGAAAGCGAAGACGCCACCUUCCGCUGCACGACGGAAGGAUGACAAUCGCGGCUCGAUUGCUUCAUAUCCAACGCCCGAAGGAGAUGGUAUGGUUGACGCCAUACCCACGUGGACCCAACCAGUUCAGAAGUCGGGCACCUGGGACGAGGUGGUAUUACCGGUUGUGGCACGCAAGAAAGGUCUAGAUAGUCAGUACGAGCAAGCAGAUGGCAGCCCUCGUCCGAAACCUCCCAAUCCUGUUGUUCCAGCGCCUGGCACUUUUGGUUAUGAUUACUCUAAGUAUCGUGCGCCUCAGGGAGAGGAGAUACCAAUGGAUGAAUUCGGCGAGCUACCAAGUACGAUUCAGGAGAUUCCGGCAUCGAUACCUGAAAGCCCGCCUCCAACACUACCACCACCCCUCACCGAAGAACCAGAGCGACCUAUCCGUCCAGCCCGUCGGAAAACGACCCCACGUCCUCCUGAUUCUCCAGCACCGUUCUCGCACUACCGACAUACAGACAUUCCGACCAUCAACGUUACGCGACCAUCCACUGACGUCGAGCCACCACAGCAAGUACCUCACGACGAUGAAGACACAGGCGCUGGGUGCUGCAAGUGCGUUGUUAUGUGAUUGCGACGAUUUCGAAGCAUUUGCUCGUUUCUCUUCAUUGUCCCAUGUUUUCACUUUUCACUUUCACUUUCUCAUCCACAUCUACAUAUGUCAUCUUCAUUCCUCUGGGCCGCGUCAUUCAGAUUUCUUUGCAUAUUGGGCGUUCCUCGUUUUUCCGCAUACCUUACCACUCAAGACAACUGGAGUGUCAUACCUCUCGUUCACUUUCCGCUUCGUAUCGUCCUCCACCAUACCAUUCCCUUGUCGCAAAACAGAUCUGUCCCUCUUCUUAUGCCGCUCGUUUACCUUGUGUAUUAUGGAUCCAUGGCCGGUAUUCACUCUCAAACUAUUUUAGUGCUCUAGUACUCUGGGUUGACUCACUUACAUAUACAUCAUCAGUGAUAUUCUUGUUGUGCAUCGCGAGUUGCCAGUCCAAAAGUUAGAAACAUUAAUCGUAUGACAUUG